AUGGGAGUGGGGAGGGAUAGGGAGGCCGUGAAGUGUACAGUAAUUGUUGGCGGAACUAUCGGUGCGAUCAUAACGUGUCCUCUGGAAGUAGUGAAGACACGAUUGCAGUCAUCGGUGGCCUGUUUUGGAGGCUCACAGACGGCCACACAAUACCUGUCGCCGACACUGACGGCCACCGCUUCCACCGCUUCCGCCAAACAGUCGAUCCCUCUCUGGAGAUGUAUUCGCCAUAUCGUCGACACCGAAGGCCCGAAAGCGCUGUUCAAAGGCUUGGGUCCGAACCUGAUUGGAGUCGCGCCCUCCAGCUUUGCAACGGCCGACACACCACUUGUCCAUAUGGUGGCCGCCGCCAGCGCUGGCUUUGUCUCGUGUACGGCCACUAAUCCUAUUUGGUUUGUCAAGACUAGACUCCAAUUGGAUCAAAGUGAAACGAUUAUACAUUUCGUGAUUUACGAAUUCAUUAAAUCAAAAUUGGCAGAAAUGCAGGUCCGACGGCACCACCAGUCCGAGCGAACCACAGGCUUAUAUUUUGUACAAUAUAUGACCGCUGGAGCCAUAUCUAAGUCAUUCGCAUCCAUACUCGCAUAUCCUCAUGAAGUGGCGCGAACUCGACUCAGAGAAGAGGGCCAGAAGUAUCGCAAUUUUACGCAAACAUUAUAUCUCGUAUGGCGUGAAGAGGGAGUGAAGAACGGCUUAUAUCGAGGUUUGGUCACACAAUUGAUCCGUCAAAUACCAAACACCGCUAUAAUGAUGGCCACAUAUGAAGUGAUAGUCUAUUGCAUGAAAUCAUUACAAACUUCUCACUCAGCUCUCUAGUCAUCUGUAUUUUUGUGUACAUAUAUCUGUGCC
Messenger RNA from Medioppia subpectinata, 849 nucleotides. NCBI's taxonomy places the organism in Eukaryota, Metazoa, Arthropoda, Arachnida, Sarcoptiformes, Oppiidae. The record is from the annotation of a GenBank genome assembly.